Messenger RNA from Acaulospora morrowiae, 149 nucleotides. Lineage: Eukaryota; Fungi; Glomeromycota; Glomeromycetes; Diversisporales; Acaulosporaceae. The record is from the annotation of a GenBank genome assembly.
UUGGGUACAUUCCUGCAAUGUAUUGGUUAGGAUAUUGUUAUCAAUAUGGAGCGGGUGUUAAACGGAAUUUAGAAAAUGCUGCCAACCUUUAUCAAGAAGUAAUUCAGAAUGGAGACUAUUGUGAUGCAAGAAAAAACUUGGAUCUUUAA